Molecule: messenger RNA, 2259 nt
Organism: Vollenhovia emeryi
Lineage: Eukaryota; Metazoa; Arthropoda; Insecta; Hymenoptera; Formicidae
Product: odorant receptor Or1-like
Exons: 6
Coding region: 336-1547 (403 amino acids)
Biological process (GO): detection of chemical stimulus involved in sensory perception of smell; sensory perception of smell
Cellular component (GO): plasma membrane
Molecular function (GO): olfactory receptor activity; odorant binding
Source: RefSeq, a predicted model, not a curated record
AUAACAGCAGGUGUUAAAUUGCAUUUUCGAAAACUGUAGAUUAAUAAAUACUUUAGCUUUUAUUUGCCUCCAGUUGUUAUAAGUUUUGUAAUCCCUAUGAAGUAUGUUUGUCAAAGUUCUUUUCUUUUCAGUUUAUCACGGAUUUAAAAACUGAUAUGGAGUUCACUGACACUACUCUAACUAUCAACACUUACUGUCACAACAUACUGAAUUACUACGAGAAAACACUGUUUGCCUUCCGUCGUCGCUCCGUAGAAUUGCACAGAGGGAAUAGAAUAUUUUUGUCAUCGAAUUAAACUUGAGGUAUUUAUGACAUUCGAUUCUCCAAUUGGAAAAUGAAGGAAGGAGGAACGAUUGCGCCGAAUUUUCACUUGAGAGUGAGCUUAAUGAUUAUCUACUUCCUGGGCACAUGGCCGCCAGUGGGCAAAUUCCGAUUACCGUAUCUGUUUUACACCGCUUGUAGCUUUACCUUCAUCCUAGGUAUCUUGCUCAGCGCUGAAAUAGCAAAUGUUCUCGCACACUGGGGAGAUAUGUCGAGACUCGUCGCGGUGGCGACUUUGUUGAUGACAAAUUGCACCCACGCUUCGAAGGUGGUCGUUCUUCUUCGUCGUCAACCACGGAUUCAGGCGCUCCUGGACACAGCCAACAGUCCAGCAUUCAGUCGCUACGACGAGGAAUAUAAGGAUCUACUCAUAAGCUACGCAUGGAAGGGCAUCUUUCAUCACGCGGUUUAUCAGAGCUUUGGCGGAAUAGCGGUGUUCUGCUGGGGUUUUACUCCGAUCGCCGAUCUGGUCGCUGGUCGUUCGCGCCGGCUGCCCAUGGAGGGAUGGUAUCCUUACAACACGACAGUAACGCCGGCCUUCGAGAUCACUGCGGCGCAUCAGGGUAUCGCUAUCAUAAUCGCUUGCUUUCACAACGUGGCGAUGGAUACCCUGAUGACAGGCUUGGUCGCGGUCGCCUGUUCCCAGCUGGCGAUCCUAGAGCGCAAAAUUAUCUCGAUUGAUAACGAGGAAAGCAUCCGCGAGGUGCGGAAUGACAAGGGCAAAUCACUUGCGGUUGAAAGGAGAGUCUUGUCUUAUCGACUACUCAAGCGUUGCGCUGUUCACAAUAAUAUGAUAUUUCAUUUCACGAACGAGAUCCAGGACAUCUUUGGUACCGUCAUUUUCUUCCAAUUCCUUUCGAACUGCAUAAUUAUUUGUUUGAUCGCCUUCAAAGUGUCACAGAUGAAAGUUUAUAUCCCGGCGGUGCUGGUCGGCAUGCUGACGUACAUGUGUUGCAUGACGUAUCAAAUAUUCAUCUUCUGCUGGCACGGUAAUGAAUUGUAUCUGCAUAGUAUGCGCCUAGUCACAGCCGCGUACUCGAGCAAUUGGUUCUCCAGCACCGAAGGAUUCAAACGCGGCCUUCAAAUCGUGAUGGCAAGGGCUCACCGACCGCUCACUUUGAGCGCCGGCAAGGUCAUGUUAUUAUCUUUAGACACUUUCGUGCAGGUUCGUACAUUUCUAUCAGACGUUUUGUCUCAAAAUAAAACUCACUCAAAUAUACUUUAAAGAUCUAAAUUUUAUAUUUCUUUUUGUAGCAGUAAAGCACAAUCGCAUUUAAUUUUCAGUUGUGCAAAUCAAAAGCUGUGGUCUUGAUAUUGAAACAAUUCGCCUAUCUUUUUAUUUUGAAUGAUCUUAAAUAAUACCUAUAAAAAUCAUCUAAAUAUGUCAGUGGCUCUAAAACUAAACUAUCUUAAAUUAAAACAGAAUCCUAGAACGUUUGAAUGAAGCUAAUAGCUUCCGUGUAUUUCAGAUAAUGCGGACGUCCUAUUCAAUUUUUACAGUACUUCAAGGUUCGGCUGUUUAAUGAUAAAAUCGUCGAUAAUAUCGAAUAAUACCGGAUAACUUUGUAGCUAUAUUUUCUUUACAAAGAGCAGUGAGUUAAUUAUAAAUGUUCUCUUCAACAAUGUAUUAUGUGUACAAGUGUAUAUAAAGGUUUUAUGUAUAAAAAUAUUUGUCAUGAUUUUCUUUGUAUGGCCAGGAAAUAGAUUAAUACUUGUUUGUUUAGCGCGUUCUUAAGUCAUGCUCUAGUCACUUUUAUCAUUUCACGUUAGUUCUACUUGUAUAAGUAGCUUUUCUCGUAACAACUUGUCUCUAAUCAAAAUUGCCAGUUGUGUCGAUUAUCAAUUUUCCUACACUGUUAAUUACAAAUGUUUUAGUUUUAUUUAACAAUGCAUUAUUACGUACACAAAAGUAUAUACAAACUUUUUGCAUAUAAAAA